Messenger RNA from Loa loa (African eye worm), 1703 nucleotides. RefSeq lists its product as hypothetical. Gene Ontology annotation, molecular function: chloride channel activity. NCBI's taxonomy places the organism in Eukaryota, Metazoa, Nematoda, Chromadorea, Rhabditida, Onchocercidae. The transcript has 9 exons. Bases 1 to 1209 code for a protein of 402 amino acids. The record is from RefSeq and is a predicted model, not a curated record.
AUGACAAUUUCAUACACGGGUAACUUCUGUCGUCUUUUAAUUCGAUGGAAAGGAAGUUUAUGGAGAUUAGUUUGGAGAGAGCUGUUCAUCUUCCUCAUCCUUUAUUACAUUAUUCGACUCUUCUACAAUCAAAUAUUACCAAUGAUAGAUAAAGAAAAUCCUGAGAAAUACAGGGUUGAAUUUGAACGAAUUGCAAUGAUGAUGGAUCAGUACACGAAGCAAAUACCUCUUACAUUCUUAUUAGGAUUCUAUGUAUCCAAUGUAGUCGUCAGAUGGUGGCGACAGUUUGAAUGUAUACCUUGGCCAGAAGACUUAUUGUCGCUAUUAUGUACGGUAAUACCGGGUAAUGAUGUUAAGAGCCAACAACGGAGACAUACUAUCGCUCGAUAUGUCAACCUGAUGGCGGCACUUGUCUAUCGUGAAAUAUCUAGCACGAUUCGACGUCGUUUCCCGUCGUUGUCACAUUUGGUGGAGAGUGGACUACUCACCGAUACGGAAUUGAAAUUGUUGAAGGAAAUCUCGAAAGAAAUUAAAAAUGUACAAUGGAUGAUACCACUUCAUUGGGUGCAGCAAAUUGUCAUGGAUGAAUUCAAUGAUAACGCACCUCCUCAGGCUCUCUUGAAUCAUUUCAUGCAAGAAUUAAAGGCCUAUCGAACGGCCUUCCGCAAACUAUUCUCCUAUGACUGGGUGAACGUACCAUUAGUUUAUACUCAGGUAGCAGCGCUAGCCACUUAUGCAUAUUUUGGCUUUUGCCUCAUAGGCAGACAGUAUCUGGAUCCGUCGAAGAAAUACCGAGAUCAUGAGAUGGAUCUCGUUAUUCCCAUAUUUACAAUCGUUCAGUUCCUCUUUUUCGUCGGUUGGUUCAAAGUGGGACAAGACCUGAUGCACCCCUUUGGUAUGGAUGAUGACGAUUUCGAGCUCGACUACAUCUUCGAGCGUAACGUUGGCAUAUCUUUCGCCAUCGUUGAUCGACUUCAGAUGAACGAUUACGAGCCAUUGCAAAAAGACAAAUUCUGGAUGUCGGAUGAUUCCAUAGCUAUAUCAUUGCCGCGAACGGGUCUAGCUAAUCAAAACAAGCAUCGAAAGCCUAUGAGACAUAUCCCUUCUUAUAAACCGAAUAGGAAUUAUGAUGCAGAGGAAGGAAAAACGCGAUGCAAUGCAUGGAAAAAAAAUGGCAUGGAUACGAUGUAUUAUCAUGGUGAAGGUUAAAAAAGACGUGCAUUCUGGCACAGUCGACUGCUAUCCCGACAUUACUAGCAAAGUGACAACACUCUUUCCUUCAACACGAUAUGCAGUUGGCUAGAAAAAAGGUAUUGAUUUUUCUGGCUGGGAUGAAUGUCAAAUUUCCCAAAAUGUUUCUCGUUUCAAAGUCAAUCAGUAAUUGAUCAUAGAAUUCAAAACCCACAACAAACAUGAGAGCAAAUCAUAAAAUUAAAACUGUUCAGUCUACCAGGAUCAUUGAAGAGAUUUGUCGGUUAUCACACUAGUACUGUGAUUAAAGUUAAGUUUUCACACGCUGAUCUUGUGGUACUUCUUACUAUUCCUGUGCUUUUUUUAUUAAAAUGUUCAAAAAGAGGAAGAUGAGAAAACCCGCAAAACAAGCAUCACAUAUACAAAUAAAUAUACAUUUUGAAUAUUUUCAACUUUAAAAAUAACUAGAUGGAGUGGCAUCUUCCUUGAAAAAAGCCUCCGAUCCAAAGAAA